GACUGUUGGACAGUCGGUUUAAAACCCAUCACCCACAAAAGAAAAAGCUUGACAGCUUUUACAUUCGAUGACCAUGAAAGCAAACAAACAAUUAGAGGAAUUGGUCUUUAUAUACAGACUUUGAUUUCUUAUUAUUGAAGUCGAUUCAGAAUUCAGAUACAAUGGAGCGUUAUGAGAUUCUGAAAGACAUAGGGUCUGGGAAUUUUGGAGUUGCGAAGCUUGUGAGAGACAAACAAAGUGGUGAUUUAUAUGCUGUCAAGUAUAUUGAGAGAGGUCCAAAGAUUGAUGAGCAUGUGCAAAGGGAGAUCAUGAAUCACAGGUCGUUGAAGCAUCCAAAUAUCAUUAGAUUUAAGGAGGUUCUGUUAACAUCAACCCAUUUAGCCAUAGUCAUGGAAUAUGCUUCUGGUGGAGAACUCUUUGAGAGAAUUUGCACUGCCGGAAGAUUUAGCGAAGACGAGGCUAGGUACUUCUUUCAGCAACUCAUAUCAGGAGUCAGUUACUGCCAUUCAAUGCAAAUUUGUCAUAGAGAUCUUAAGCUGGAGAACACACUCUUAGAUGGAAGUACAGCGCCCCGUCUCAAAAUAUGCGACUUUGGCUAUUCCAAGUCAUCUGUGUUGCAUUCACAACCCAAAUCAACUGUAGGAACACCAGCCUACAUCGCGCCGGAGGUCUUAUCCAAGAAAGAAUAUGAUGGGAAGAUUGCUGAUGUUUGGUCUUGUGGGGUUACCUUAUAUGUGACGCUGGUUGGUGCUUAUCCAUUUGAAGAUCCUGAAGAUCCGAGGAACUUCAGAAAAACAAUUCAGAGGAUUCUAAGUGUCCAGUACUCGAUUCCAGACUACGUUAGAGUCUCCAAGGAAUGUAAGAAUCUCCUAUCUCGGAUUUUUGUCGCUGACCCUGAAAAGCGAAUAACAAUCCCAGAAAUUAAGAAGCAUCCAUGGUUCUUGAAGAACUUGCCAGUUGAGUUUGCAGCAGCAGCAGAAGAAAAAGAAGAAGAAGAAAACAGCAUGGAAAGUGACAAUAAAAGUAUGGAAGAAGUAGUGUCUAUAAUUCAAGAGGCAAGAAAACCUGGAGAGGGGAUGAAAUUAGUUGGUGACAGUUUUCUUGAUGAACUCAUGGAGCUUGAUGACAUUGAUGCUGAUACUGAUACAGAUGAUAUAGACAUAAGUGGUGAAUUUGUCUGUGCACUAUAAUUAAUUUAGUGUUUCUACUUUAAAUCAUGUAGUUUCUGCUUUUUUCCAUGGCCAAUCUUUGCUUUGAAGUUCCCUAUAUGGAUCUUGGUGCAUAUCCAUGCCAACCUCCCUCUUUCGACUUAGUUGAUUGGCCAAAUCUAGAGCUAAUUAUUAUAUUAUAUGAACAUGCAAUCCCUAUCAGCAUAAAAGAACGAGGUUUCACCUUA
Tripterygium wilfordii is the source of this 1396-nucleotide messenger RNA. RefSeq names its product serine/threonine-protein kinase SAPK1-like. The record is from RefSeq and is a predicted model, not a curated record. Gene Ontology annotation, molecular function: ATP binding; protein serine/threonine kinase activity. Lineage: Eukaryota; Viridiplantae; Streptophyta; Magnoliopsida; Celastrales; Celastraceae. The transcript has 9 exons. Gene Ontology annotation, biological process: intracellular signal transduction; protein phosphorylation. The coding region runs from base 162 to 1190 and encodes 342 amino acids.